GCCAAAAUUUUCAAAACAAAAUAUUUCACACCUGUUCUGUUUCAUCCGGUUUUGUGUUCACUUUUUCAUAUCAGCUACUCGAAGCAGUAAAUCAUGAAGUUCAAUGUAAAAACUGUUUUGCAACGCUCCCCUAGACUUGGAGAACUGAGUCAAAUCGCUGGUAAGCUCGACGUUUGUCUGGAGACCCCGUUAGCGCUCCUUCACACGCAGGCGGGCCACAUUCCCCAUAUAACCCAUGAGGUUCUUAAGCUCGUCACUCAAGAGCCCCAUUUUCUUCAGAUUCCAGUGGUCAGCAUGCACAACUAUCUGGAAGCUAUCCAUUUAUACGAUGGACGAGUGGCUGACUUUGUGGGCAGCAAAGACAGUUUAACGUGCGUAACUUUGAAUGAUCCCUCAAAUUUGAUGAAACAGGGCCAUCACAAUAAGGAUAAAGUGCCGAUAUUCACCAAGCGGGGCAAAGUGCUGUAUGACAGUGAAAACUACAUGGAUAUGGUGGAGAAACUUAGGCCUGAUAUGUACAUAAUCCUGAGUGAUGGAGACACCAACAUGACCAGCUCCAAUAAGCGCGUGUCGAAAGCAGUGGAAAACACCGUCAGUUUCAACCAGAGGUGUAUAGAGCGGCACAAAAAAUCUGAGAAGCUUAAGGACGCAUUCGUAAUCGCGCCCAUUGCUGGCGGCUACUGUGUGAAAUCACGUAAACAAUGCCUGGAACUUCUUUCGCCAAACGAGCCAGAUGUUCAGGGAUAUCUCAUUGAUGGGCUGCAUAACAAUGGGCCGGAAGUUGAGCUAAUUUCCUUCAGCGAAGUCAAGCCAAUUGUGGACUACGUGAUAUCCAAGUUGCCCCCCGGAAAACUGCGAGCAAUUCAGGGCUGCUGGAGCCCCCUGAAUAUCAUCAAACUAGUGAACAGUGGAAUCGACAUUUUUGAUACGUCCUACUGCCGAAUUUUGACUGAGCGAUCUGCUGCCUUGACUUUUGCCAUUGAUGCUGGCGAAGCAUCAGAGUCCUAUGAAAUCAACCUGAGACAUGGUAAAUUCAGCGAAGACUUUCAACCCGUGCUCAAGGAGUGUAAAUGUGUCGCUUGCCAGGGCUACUCAAGAGCCUACAUCCACCAUUUGUUAACCGUUCAAGAACUGCUCGGAUCAGUGCUGAUAAUGGUGCAUAAUAUUCAUCACAUGCUGAGAUUUUUCCAAAAAAUCAGGGACAGUGUAAGGGAGGAUAAGCUGAAUGAGUUGGAGGACAGAGUGGCUGCGCAGAUUAAAUUGUUGCAUUGCCACAAGGAGCAACUUGCGAGCAGUGAAUUGUCUAGGAAUAGCACAGAAUAAAUGUAAAGCAUACAUUAAAUUUUAAGUGCUUUAUACAAA
Molecule: messenger RNA, 1362 nt
Organism: Dendroctonus ponderosae (mountain pine beetle)
Lineage: Eukaryota; Metazoa; Arthropoda; Insecta; Coleoptera; Curculionidae
Product: queuine tRNA-ribosyltransferase accessory subunit 2
Exons: 1
Coding region: 94-1323 (409 amino acids)
Molecular function (GO): tRNA-guanosine(34) queuine transglycosylase activity
Source: RefSeq, a predicted model, not a curated record